AUGGGUAACAUAACAUACGACAUCUUUGAACAUAUCUUAGAUUACUUACAUGAUGACCGUCUCACGCUUUACAACUGCUCUCUUGUCAAACGUGCCUUCCGUGAUGCCGUCGCGAAAGUGCUGUAUGAGCAGGUAACGUUCUCGCCCGCUUUCACGCCAGUGUUAAAUCUCAGGAAGAGAGCAGAGUUCAUGGAGGGCGUUAUCGCCUCAGCAAGUUUGCCACACAAUGCGGCACACGUCCUCAAAUUUGAGAUCGGCGGCUAUUUGACGUAUCGACCGCCAUUUGCUAUCACGUUUCCUGCCGAGCUAAGAGCGGCCCUGCGCUGCUGGUGCAAUCUGAAUACCAUAAUCGUAGCACCGAAACAGCACCACGAAGAUCUACUCAAUGAUAUACUUCCACUUCUACCGGAAGUGCCGAAAUUGCACGCGCUAUCUAUCAACAGUUCAUACGCACAAGAAGUCCAUACGCAGAUCCUGGUGCAAGUCGGGCAAUUGGAGGCUCUCACCAUCCAGAAUCCAAGUCGGGCCGUCCUAUCACUGCUACCGGAAUGGCUCGGCAGGAUGUCUCGAACUCUGAGAGAACUCCAUCUGAAGGAAAAUUGUGGUUCGGUAACCCCUGGCGUACUUCGCUCCUUCGUCCCGCAUCUCGAAGCGAUACAUGCGUUCAGCCUCGGUCUGUCCUAUUCACUGACAGACGAUGAUGUCUUCUCGUUUCUGAAUCAGCUGCCGAACUUGCGAACUUUAGAGCUUCGCUAUUACUUGCAACUUAGGGCACCUUCGGCUUUGCCAUUUCUCCCGCAUCUGCGCUCUCUCACCGUUCAACAGACGACGGUUACGAACAAAGAGCAUGUGACCUAUUUGUGCAAGUGGAUCCGACGCGUGAUAGCACGCUCUCCGCUGGUGUCACUCUAUCUCAUCUCCCAAGACGUAGACAGAGGUGCAUGUGCGGCUUACGACGGCAUACUCGAACACCUCUACUCGAAGCAUGCGGCGACGUUGCGUGUACUUAGAAUGGACAUGGCCUUCGUCGGGAGGAAAGCUUUGCGUCAGCUCUUCGCAUAUUGCACUAACUUGGAGGAGGUCGCAUUGGCGACGUCAAACAAUGCUCUGCUUGAGAUACCCAGAUUGAUUAGACCGUUGCUUGCCCUUCACACUCUAUCAGUCGAGACGCGAAACGUGAAACCCAGUCAAGUCAACAUGAAUCUUACGAGGGCUCAAGAGUUCUUCAGUGGCGGAACACUGGGUAUGAGACGUCUGACAGUGAAUGGCUGCUGCUGGGAGGGUCAAUGGCAGGCGACUUCUCAGCGCGAGGUACAGUUCUGCAUUAAGCAGGUAUCGCCGCCGGGUACGCAGAGAACCUGGUAA
Molecule: messenger RNA, 1365 nt
Organism: Sparassis crispa
Lineage: Eukaryota; Fungi; Basidiomycota; Agaricomycetes; Polyporales; Sparassidaceae
Exons: 7
Coding region: 1-1365 (454 amino acids)
Source: RefSeq, a predicted model, not a curated record